CUCAAGCAUAUGUGAUGACUGCGUAUUCCGAGUUGGUGCUCAUCUUGCGACUGACCUCCCUCGGCAGCAUGACGUGAAGCCUGUCAGCUGAUCGUGACGCCUGCAGCUGAGACCUCGAAUCAUCUCCCCACCACUGGAGCUUCAUGGAGUUUUCUGCUGCUGACGCAGUCUGGACUUGCCUUAGAAUCACCUGAGGGGAGUGCAGACCCCUCAGUCAGCAAAGAGACAGACCCUGAUCAGUGCCCAGGAGGAAAAUACAUCGCCCACCAGUUUUGUUUAGAGUGUCCCUCGGGUCAUUUUUGUCCAGGCAAUGUAUCUGCGCCUCACAGAUGUCCAGCAGGAACAUUCAAUCUCUACACAGGAAAAAGCAGUAUCAGUGAUUGCAAGCCAUGUUUUCCAGGUCUGAUCAGUUCAGAGGACAGAGUGGACUGUAGGCUGUGUCCUGCAGGGUUUUCAUGCGACCCAGACGAUGGGACGCUCUUUUUUUGCCCCCCAGGACAACAUUCUCCUGAGGGGGUCCCACAGUGUCUGACUUGCCCUGUAGACUCUGUAUGCAAUUCUGGAUUCCCUCAUAAGUGUGGGCCUGGCAAAGAGCCCAGCAUAGAUCACACUGUGUGUGACGACUGUGCCCCUGGCUUCUAUUCCACUAUAUGCACCAUCCAGUGUGUGCAAUGUCCCGCAGGAAGUUACUGUCCAGAUAAUGGUAUGUCACAGCCUCUUCCUUGUCCUCCUGGUUGGGCUUCUGCACCUGGACAGACUCUCUGCCGUAGCUGUAAUGAUACGACAUUACUGUGUGGGGGAGCUGUGCCCCCCCGCUGGAGCCAACCGGUGCAAAGAUCCAGUCAACCCAUCCCCUGUCGACCAGGAACAUACAAAGAAACCAGGGAUGAGUUGGUGUGUGUGGUCUGUCCAAUAGGUCAUUACUGUGUAGGAGGUGUAGCCCUACCUUGUCCUGCAGGCACUUAUGGCCCUAUAAAAGGUCUGCAGAGGCUGAGAGACUGCACAAUCUGUCCUGCAGGGUUUUAUUGUCUGGAAGGCAGCUCCCGGAGACCCAUCUCCCAGUUCUUGUGCCCGCCGGGCUAUUACUGUGAAGAAGGCACUGCCACCCCUCAUGGGUCACCUUGCCCUGCUGGCACAGCGGGGGGACAACUGGGUCAGACAAGUAGGGCAGCCUGUAAAAGAUGUAGAGAAGGACGCUUCUGUCCUCCAGGCUCAUCGGUUCCUGGCUUGCCCUGUGCUCGGGGGAGAUAUUGCCCUGCUGGCACCUUGGAGGAAGUGAUAUGUCCUCGAGGCACCUUCACCCCUCAUCAAGGGGCACUAAGCGUGAAGGAUUGUCUCAAAUGCCCUGCUGGUUUUUACUGUCCUGAGGGGACCAGCGACCCUGUGCCCUGUCCAGCGGGCUCCCUCAACCCCCUAGAGGGUCAGGAUGAGCUGGCUGACUGCAGAGAGUGCUACGCAGGGAAGGCCUGCACACAGGUAGCUCUUAAAGCCCCUGAUGUGGAUUGCAUGCAAGGGUUUGUGUGUCCUCCUGGUUCCUCCAAACCCAACGACCCAACCAAUGCUUGCCCACCAGGGACACUGAGCAACCGCACUGACCUCACUGACCGCUCUCAGUGUCAGCAGUGCCCCGCACGAUACGCCUGUCUUCGAGGAACUGGUGGUAUCCAGAGACCACCUCUCUCCUGUUUUGCAGGGCACUUUUGUCCCCCUGGGACUAUGUUCCCCACCCAGUACAAGUGUCCUGUGGGGACAUGGAAUAGUCACAGUGGAAUGGAAGCUGAGAUCGAAUGUCGGCCGUGCCCGCAGGGCUGGUACUGUUUGGCCGGGUCUGGAGCUCCGACAGGUCGAUGCAGCUCCGGACACUACUGUCCUGAAGGGACUGCAUAUGGCACCCAGUUUCCUUGCCCCGCGGGCACCUACAGCAUGCAAAUGGGUAACAGACACAGAGAAGACUGCCUGAUUUGUCCCGAAGGCUCGUUCUGUCAGCAGGGCACCUCCAAACCUUCACCCUGCCCACUCUCCACUUUUCGCCGCCUGAAAGGAGGUCGGAGGCUGGAGGACUGCUCUGCUUGCCCCGCUGGCUAUUUUUGUCCCCACUCAGCCACUGUCAACCCCAGAGUGUGUGGAACUGGCAGCUACUCUGACGAGGGCUCUGUGGAGUGUUCUCCGUGCCUGCAGGGCCACUACUGCAGUAAUGAGACCACCAGUGAGGAAGCCAUGUUAAGCGUCAUGGUGUGCCCCCCAGGCUUUCUCUGCUCCCAGGGUUUGGCCAGAGACCCCCAGCGCUCAGCCACCCUCUGUCCCCGAGGCUUCUAUUGUCCUGGAGGAGGCAUUGAUCCUAACCCCCUUCCUUGCCCGAGUGGUACCUACAGUGAUUUUCCAGGUCUCCGUGACCUUAGUGAGUGUGCCCAGUGUCCAGAGGGGAAGUACUGUUACUCUGAGCAGCCGGAAGAGCAGCCUAUUACCGGGCCUACAGGGAUGUGCCCUGAUGGGCACUAUUGCCCCCUAGGGACUGGCUACCCCUAUACCUACCCCUGCCAGGCUGGACAAUACAGGAACAACACACUUGGUCACAGUGGAGAGGCAUGCGUUUUAUGUCCAUCCAGGCAUUACUGUGCCAGUUUGGGAACUCACACGCCCAUCGUCUGUCUUCAGGGCUUUUACUGUCCAGAGGGCACCUCUGCUGCUGAACCGUGUCCUGAAGGAACCUACAGCUCACACUCCGCUCUCAGUGAUAGGUCCGAGUGCUCCCCUUGUGGCGGAGGCCAGUAUUGCACCGGUGGUGGCCUCACAGAAGCCUCUGGAAGCUGCAAAGAGAGCUUCUACUGUCGAGAGGGAGCCAAGUCUGCAACUCCAGUUGAUGGUCCGACAGGAGGUUUGUGUCCGGCAGGAAGUUACUGUCCUCGAGCUUCCGCCACUCCCCUCCCUUGUCCCCCCGGCACAUUCAGCAAUAGCACAGGCCUCAGCAGGCCAGAGGAGUGUGUCAGCUGUCCACCAGGUUUCUAUUGUUUAGGUCUCAACAACACCUCACCUUCAGGUCCUUGUUUUCCUGGCUACUAUUGUACCGGUGGCUCGGCUUCGCCUGUUCAGAAUGAAGCAGGAAAGGGUCAUUUUACCUCGGAGGGGGCAUUCAGGGCACAACCAUGUCCUCUUGGCACUUUUCAGAUGCAACGAGGUGCACAGUCAUGUGUGGAGUGUCAGGGAGGCAGACUGUGCAACCAGACGGCCUUGUCCCAGGCACCACUAUGUCCCACAGGAUACUACUGUCCUCCAGGGUCUUCAGUUGCUCGCCCCUGUCCUCCAGGCUCUUACUCUGACCAGCCUGGGGGCGAUGCUGUGCAGCACUGUCGGCCAUGCGAGGCAGGUUGGUUCUGCAGCAGAGCCGGUCUCUCUGGCCCUCAGGGUCUCUGUGAUCCGGGACACUACUGCACCUCUGGAGCUUCCACUGCCUCUCCAGUGGCUGUGGCCUCUGGCAGUAUGUGUCCCGUGGGCUACAUUUGUCCACGAGGGACCAAGCACCCCCAGCAGCACCCCUGCCCUGCAGGAACCUGGAGCCACACUGUUGGAGCCCAAAACCUGUCCUCCUGCAUUCCCUGCCCUCCAGGACUCUACUGCAACACUACUGGACUGAGCCAGCCCACAGGAAUCUGUGAUGCGGGUUAUUACUGUUCAGGAGGGGCCUUAUCUCAAAAGCCUUCAGGUGGCGUGAUGGGGGAAAUUUGUCCAGUUGGACAUUACUGUCCCAUGGGCUCAGCUUCCCCUGUACUCUGCCCCGAUGGAACUCACUCAAACACUACAGGAGCAGAGGUUUGCGAUGACUGUCCCACAGGGACCUACUGUCUGUCAGGAGAAGGUGUUCAGCCCUGUCCAGCAGGACACUACUGUCUUGGUGGUGGUGUUGAGGGCAUCCUGCCGUGCCCUCCCGGCACAUACAGCCCUCACUUUGGCCUCAGCCAAGUGGAGCAGUGCCUCAUUUGUCCAGCAGGGUUCUACUGUGAGGACUGGGGUCUGUUUGAACCGACUGCACCCUGUCAGGCUGGUUAUUACUGCCUAGCAGGUGUAAACUUUCCGAACCCGGAUGGCAACUUUAGCACAGGAGUAGGAGGAUCGUGUCCAAAGGGGAGGUACUGUCCUGAGGGCACCAGUCUGCCUCUGCCCUGUCCACCAGGGACCUACUCUAACGGUCUUCACCUGACAGACAUAUCUGGCUGCAGUCCAUGUCCAGCGGGUCACUUCUGUGGUACUGCAGGUCUCACUCAUCCAUCUGGACUAUGUGAGGCACGAUUCUACUGUCUUGGGGGAGAUACAAAAGCUACAGGCUCAGAUGGAGGUCUUUGCCCACUAGCUCAUUACUGCCCCGAAGGCAGUGCUGGCCCAGUGCCCUGCCCAGCUGGAACCUACGCCAACCUCACCGGCCAGUUACUGUGUUCCCGCUGCCCUGCUGGAUACUACUGUCCUGAAAAGACUGGCAACUUCACCGAGUUCUCUUGUCCCCCCGGAUUCUACUGCCCUGAUGGAACUAAGCAUGCCACCCAGUUUCCCUGCCCUCGUGGAUACUACAACCCAGAGCCCAUGACUCAGAGCCUGGACAGCUGCCUGCCUUGUCCCCCAGGACACUACUGCGAGAAGGAGAGGCUGACCAAAGUGUCUGGAAAAUGCAAGGCUGGUUGGUUCUGCGUGUCAGCAGCGUGGAACUCUCAGCCUUUUGACCUGGACAAUUACACAAACGCCAACUGUCUGUGUCCAGCCACCUCAACGGGGGGGCGCUGCCAGGUGGGCUUUUACUGCCCCUCGGGUAGCUCAGAGCCCCUUCUCUGUCCACCUGGAGCUUUCUGUAACAUCUCAGGUUUGGCUCUGCCGAUGGGCCCCUGCUCCCCUGGGUUUUACUGUGUUGGUGGAGCCACAGAGGCCAGACCAACAGAUGGAGAAACAGGCAGCAUCUGUCCACCGGGGACAUACUGUGCCGAGGGCUCAAGAGAGCCAGAGUUGUGUCCAGCUGGUACUUUCUCACCAGUGCCAGGUCGAACCAAUGAGGCUGGCUGUCAGCCCUGUGUCGCGGGUUUCUACUGUGAAGGAGCAGGUCUCAGGGGUCCGACAGGACCCUGCAGUCAAGGCUAUUGGUGCCCUCCUGGUCAGACUGUGGCCACAGCUCUGCCGUGUCCUCCUGGCCACUUCUGCCCACAGGGUAGUGCAGCCCCAGAGCCCUGCCCACCAGGAACCUACCAGGAGAGAGGGAAACAGGAAGCCUGCACUGUCUGUGAGGCGGGUUCCUACUGUGAUUCGAGACAGGGUCUUGCCAAUGUCUCUUUGCCGAAGCCAUGCCCUAAAGGUCACUACUGCCCUGCAGGUACAGCCCUGCCGAACCAACACCCCUGCCCUAUAGGCUCCUUCAACCCGAGACUGCGCUCAGACAGCUCAACGAGCUGCAUGCCAUGUGCUGGUGGACAGUACUGUCCUUUUGUGGGACUGCCAGAGCCUGCAGGACCAUGCCAUGCUGGUUACUGGUGCAGAGAGGGAGCAUCCUCUCCCAGCCCACUGGAUGGACUCUCAGGUUCCCUGUGUCCGCCUGGUCAAUACUGCCCCUCAGGCACCACGGCUCCCUUGGCCUGCCCUGAAGGAAGCUGGUCAAAUAGCUCAGGCCUGCGCAGCCGGGAGGACUGCAAACCCUGUCUGGGAGGAUUUUACUGUGACUCUGCUGGCCUCACUAAACAUAGUGGACCCUGCAGUGGGGGAUAUUACUGUGUAGAGAGAGCCGUCACAUCCACCCCUGUUGAUGGAAUUACAGGGGGACCUUGUCCUAAGGGUUACUUCUGCCCAGAGGGAACUGCUCAGCCUGUGCCCUGUGAUCCGGGGACAUACGUUGCUGUCACACAUGCUACUCAGUGUGAACCCUGUGAGCCAGGCUGGUACUGUGUGUCUGGCAAGCUGUACCUGUGCCCUGCCGGCUUUUACUGCCCAGAAGGAACUGGAUUUGACCUGAGAGGCUGUCCAGAGGGAACUUAUGGUCCUGAACCAGGCCACUGGUCCAUUUCUCAGUGCAGGCAGUGUGACGGUGGCCAUUACUGCUCUUCCAGAAAUGGCACAGCUGUCACUGGACCUUGUCAUGGAGGAUAUUACUGCUCACGUGGAAACACCUCUCCACAGCCUGCCUCACAGGAUGCAGGAGAGGGAGGGCCAUGUCCUGCAGGUCAUUACUGCCCCCAGGCCUCCAUCCAUCCUCUGCCCUGUCCACGUGGAACGUCCUCUAACCUCACAACAUUAAUCUCCCAGGAGGAUUGCCAGCCAUGUCUCCCUGGUUACUAUUGCGACACUCUGGGGCUCUCAGCGCCUUCAGGGAAAUGCUGGGAAGGUUUCUUUUGUCUGGGGGGUGCAGAUCGUCCUGACCCUCCUUUCAGAGACAGCCGUGGAGGACCUUGCCCAAAAGGUUAUUACUGCUCUGAGGGCUCUGUGACUCCUCAGCAGUGCCCCCAGGGAACCAUCAGUACUGAGGAUGGCCGAGCCAACUGCAGCACCUGUCCCCAGGGUUUUUAUUGUCCUGGCAGUAGUAAUGGCUCUUCGUCAGGGAGUAAUGAAUGUCCAGUGGGUCAUUACUGCCUGUCUGGGACCUGGUCCAAACACCAGCACCCGUGUCCACCUGGAUCCAUCAACCCCAGCACUCAGAUGGCAACACCUCAGGACUGCUUGCCCUGCCCUCCAGGCUCCUUCUGUGCUUCCCCUGGGAAGGGUGUUGUAUCAGGCCAGUGUGAUGCUGGGUACUACUGCUUCUCUGGGGCCUCGUCACCCACACCAGAGGAUGGAGGGAAGACAGGUGACAGAUGUCCUGAAGGUCAUUACUGUCCCCAGGGCUCGUCAGCACCACUGCCCUGUCCCAUUGGAUAUUACAGCAACGAGACCAGCAACGUUCAUCUCUCCAGCUGCCUGCCUUGUCCCCCAGGUUUCCUGUGUGUCACCAGAGGGCUCUCUUUCCCUUCUCAUAUCUGUCCUGCUGGAUCUUACUGUCCAGGCAGAGACAACAGUAACCAGCAGGCCUCUAUACCCUGCUCACCUGGAAACAUGUGCCCGCCUGGAACUGAUAGGCAGGUAUCCUGUUUGCCAGGUACCUACCAGGAUUUACCAGGACAGGCAGAGUGUGUUAAAUGCCCAGCAGGAUUUUACUGUCCCAUCCUAGUGGAUGCCGAAACUGGGCAUGUGUCUGGGACUCAGGCACCCAUGCUGUGUCCUAAAGGACACUAUUGCCCAGCAGGAACGCAGUCAGGUGUUGCCUUCGCGUGCCCAGCUGGUACCUUCAGCAGGCAGAUGGGGUUGUCCAAUAAGUCGGACUGUGAGCUCUGUCCUCCCGGGAAAUAUUGCAGUUCCCCUGGACUGGAUACUCCCACUGGGGUCUGCUCUCCUGGUUACCUCUGUAUCCAUGGUUCGGUUUCUGCCCAGCCAGAGGAGGGCCCAACAGGAGGCCGCUGCUCUGCAGGGUCCUACUGCCCCAAGGGCACCAGCUAUAAGGUUUCCUGCCCUGCAGGCACCUUCAGCUCCAUUGACGGGGCAGUUUCCAACGAAGCAUGUCGACCCUGUUUGCCUGGCCAUUACUGUGCCACGGUUGGCCUCUCCUCCCCAUCUGGGCCCUGUGACCCCGGCUUCUACUGCACAGGAGGAUCUGCAACAGCCUCACCUUGGGGUAAUAUCACAGGAGAUUUCACAUCUCCAUCUCCACUUACUGGCAAUUCAGACCUGGGUCAGUUCCAUGGUGAUGUGUGUCCUGCCGGCCACUUUUGUCCCAGAGGGAGUGCAAAGCCAAGCUCCUGUCCUCCAGGCACUUUCUUGGGGAAGUCUGGAGCUGAGUCAGAAGCUGACUGUGAAGCUUGUUACCCAGGAUCUUACUGCCCCUCAUGGGCUCAGAUCUCUGCUGACCUCCUCUGCCCCCGGGGCUGGUUCUGUCCUCCAGGAUCAAUGUCUGGACAUCAGCCAGGACGCCAGUGCCCACCUGGCCACGUGUGCCCACAUGGUAGUGCUGAGCCAUCCAUCUGUAGCCCUGGCACGUUCCAGGAUUCAUCUGGACAGUCGGCUUGUAACAUUUGCCCAGCGGGUUUCUACUGUACGGAGGGUUCAUCUGUGCCAACUCCGUGUCCAGCGGGCCAUGUCGGUCCAUCACCUGGCAGGACGUCCCUCAGCGACUGCUCCCCGUGCCCCCCUGGCUCCUUCUGUAACAGCAGUGCUCUGACAGAGCCGUCAGGGCUCUGCCACCCAGGGCAUUUUUGUUCCCUGGGGUCCACCGAGAUUUCUCCCAUCUCCCAGCCUUAUGGAGAUGUUUGUCCUCUGGGACACUUCUGCCCUCAGGGUAGUGGGGCACCAAAACCCUGUCCUGUUGGCAGCUAUCUCCCAGAGCCUGGAGCUUCCUCCCCAUCUCACUGCCAGCCCUGCUCCCCAGGGAAAUACUGCCUCAGUCCUGGAGCCUCGCAGCCAACAGGUCUGUGUUUUGCAGGUUUCUUCUGCUCUGGAGGGGCAGAUAGCCCCACGCCUCGAGCCAACUCCUCUCUGUUCAGCUGCCUUCAUGAAAUACUGGAGGCUUUUACCAUGAAGACAGCCACCGCCUUCUGGAUGCACAAUCUGUCCUCCUUCAAUAACUCCAGUCAUUUUGGGAGAUAUUCUACGAGGAUGGAAGUGGUAACAACGCCGCAGGCAGAUUCAGACCAUCUUGUGACUCACCCCCCGCCAUGUCUCAAGAGUCCACAUUAUCCAUGUACCUCCUACAGAGGAGACAUAUGCCCAAGGGGUUUCUAUUGUCCCUUGGGUUCUGCCUACCCCCAGCCCUGUGAGCCUGGCUUUCACUGUAACCAGACGGGUCUAGAUGCUCCAGUAGGUCCCUGUGCUGCAGGAUAUUACUGCCCGAAAGGCUCUUUAGGCCCCCAUGCCUCCCCUUGCCCCACUGGACACUAUUGCCCCCUUGGAACUCCUCUUCCUCUGCCCUGCCCUCCUGGAACCAUAACAAGUUCCCUUGGUGGAGCUACAGUUGAGGCUUGCCAGGUGUGUCCUCCAGGUCACUACUGCCACCCGAGAGGCAGAGCUGAGCCAAGUGGCCAGUGUGCAGAAGGCUAUUACUGUCCUGAGGGACAGAGCUCUGACAGACCACAACUACAUAUCUGCUCAGUGGGACAUUAUUGUGAGAAGGGCAGUGUGCGACCGACAGCAUGCCUCCCAGGCAGCUACCAGCACAGACGAGGCCAGAGCAGCUGCGAGACAUGCCCUGCUGGUUUCUAUUGUCACGAUCAAGGAAUGACCCUUCCACUUGUUUGUGAGAGAGGGUUUUAUUGUCCCGGUGCAUCAGCAAAUCAUCGUCCCUGUCCAGCAGGGACCUAUGGAAAUAUAUCAGGACUGGCUGAUGAAUGGCAGUGCUCACCAUGUGACCCUGGGCUGUACUGUAAAGAAACCGGGAGGACUUUCCCGAGUGGGCCGUGCGCUGCAGGGUUCGUAUGUUUUGGGAGAGCCUCCGUAGCUUCGCCUUCAGAUGAUCUGACUGGAUCCCCAUGCCCUCCUGGGUUCUACUGCUCUGUGGGGACCGCUGUGCCAAAACCAUGUCCAAAAGGAACAUUCAGCCAGCAGAGUGGACUUGAAGAUGAGUCUCAGUGUCGCAGCUGCAGUCCUGGCUUCUACUGUUCAGAGACCGGCCUCUCCGCAGUCUCUGGACCCUGCCUGCCCGGUUUCUACUGUCUAGAGGGAUCGCAUACUGCUACUCCUUUGUCAAGUGCAUCUGGAAGUGUUUGUCCAGCAGGCCACUACUGUGCUGAGGGCAGCCGCGUACCCUCACCCUGUCCAGCUGGCUCUUUCCGAAAUGAGACUGAAGGAAAAGGCAAAGACGACUGCAAGCCAUGCCCUCUUGGCUGGUUCCAGGAGUUAUCAGGCCAGAAAGAGUGUAAUCCCUGUCCUCCUGGGUUCCACUGCCUGAGUCACAGCCCCACCAGGGGGAGCUCCACCGGAGUGUCCAGCCCGCUGCUCUGCCCGGCUGGCUACUUCUGUCCCAGAGAGAGUCCAGACAGUCGUCCUCUCCCCUGCCCCAAAGGCACCUACAGCCCCAACCAGGGUCUCACGACCACAGGUGAGUGCCUAGUGUGUCCAGCCGGUGAGUUCUGUGGGUCCGAAGGAUCGGUUGAGCCGUCGGGGUUGUGUGCCUCUGGGUUUCUCUGUCUGAUGGGAGCCACGGUGCCCAACCCGACGGACAACAGCACUGGAUCUCUCUGUCCACCGGGGAUUUUCUGCCAAAAGGGGAAAAGAGCAGGUGAUUGCUGGGCAGGGUUUUAUUGCGGCUGGGGCUCUAGCAGAGCAGAUCAAGCUCUGUGCCCGGCUGGAUUCUUCUGCCCCAGUGGGACACCAGCCCCCAUGCAUUGCCCUGCAGGCACAUUUAGCUCUAACGAAGGGAACACACACCAGGACGACUGCACCACCUGUACCCCAGGAUCCUACUGUCAAAUUGAAGGUACUGUACAUCCUGCCCUCUGUCCCUUUGGAUACUACUGUCCUGCAGGACUGAUUUCAGGACUGGAGUUUCCUUGCCCACCUGGCACUGUGCAGAGCCGACUCGGAGCCUCCAGUCCUGAUGCCUGCCUGCCCUGCCCUGCAGGGAUGUUCUGCUCUCAGCCUGGUCGGUCCCAGCCCGCAGGACUCUGCGAAGCAGGAUACUACUGUCCUGCUGGAUCAAGCAGCCCAAACUCAACUGACCAUCAGGGGAAUUCUACUAGAAGCCAUCUCUGCCCUUCUGGCCACUACUGCCCCUCUGGCACUGGCUAUCCUCUCCCCUGCCCCACAGGCUCUCUCUCCAUCUCCCGAGGACUGAAGGAAGUUGGCGAGUGCCCACUCUGCCCCCCUGGACUGUUUUGUGACAAGCCUGCAAUAGUAAAGUUCUCUGAUGCGCUCCCAUGUCAUGCUGGGUAUGUGUGCCUGGGUGGCAGCAACAGUCCCGUCCCUUCAGAUGGUUCCCAUGGCUACUUGUGCCCUGCUGGCCAUAGCUGUCCUGUUGGCUCAACGAGGGAGUUGCCCUGUGAGCCUGGCACUUACAGUCUUGCCCCUGGAGCAGCCCACUGCACAACGUGCCCCCAGGGGACAAUGUGUUCCUCCUCAGCCACUCAAGAGCCCUCUAUCUGCCCAGCCGGUCAUUUUUGUCCCACCGGAACCGCCCUGCCUCAGCCCUGCCCUCCGGGGACUUUCAACAACCAGACAGGAGCCCACUCUCUCUCUUUAUGUACCCCCUGUUCCGCUGGAGUGUUCUGCAGCUCAUAUGGAGCAUCAGUGCCACAAGGUUCUUGUUUGCAGGGUUACUACUGCGAAGGUGGGGCCAUGGGACCUACACCACAGCGCUCUGACGACUUCCCCUUGAAUGGCCCUUGUCCUGUGGGCCACUACUGUCCAGCGGGGUGCCUCUCCCCAAUUCCAUGCCCUCUUGGCAGUAUUCGCGAGACCACCGGAGGUGUGUCCACGGACAGCUGCUCGGCCUGUCCUGCCGGUCACUAUUGCUCCACUGAAGGUUUGGCCAACCCUAGUGGCCCCUGUGCUGCUGGGUUCCACUGCCCUUUUGACUUUUCUUCAACUACUCCAUAUGCCUUCCUCUGUCCCAAGGGCCACUACUGUCCAGAAGGCUCUGCCCUGGCAUUACCUUGUCCCACAGGAGAGUACCAGCCGAACCCAGGCUCAGACAGCUGUAUCCCCUGCCGACCUGGAUUUUACUGUGAGGAGGCCAUUGUGGGGGAGCCAUGGCCCUGCCCGCCGCACUCUUUCUGCCCUGCAGGCACCAUGGUGCCUCAGCCCUGCCCCAAUGGGACAUACACUCAUCCAAACAAGGGAGGACUUCAGGAAGAGAGAGAGUGUUUACCGUGCCCUUCUGGGAAGUUCUGCAGGACUGGGAGGAUUCUGGGCCUCUGUGCCGCGGGGUAUCUGUGUGCUUCUGGGAGUGCAGAUUUCACCCCUCAGGGCCCAGUGUUUAACCUGACCCAGUGUCAGUGGGGUGUGCAGUGUGCCGGACCAUGUCCGCCAGGCUUCUAUUGUCCAGAGGGCACAGAGGGGGCUCAGUUGUGUCCUGCAAAUACUGUGAGAAGCUCACCAGGAGGUACCAGCCUACAGGACUGCUUACCCUGCCCACCUCAGUACUGGUGUAAACCUGGAGAUCCAGUUCUUCAUCUGUGUCCUGCCGGUCAUUACUGUGAUGGUCUGCCUGACGGUCACUUCAGCGGAGGACCCAAGCCAUGUCCUAUGUUUACCUAUCAAGCUACCCCUGGAGCAGGCAGCAAGGGUGACUGCGUGCCCUGCCCUCCUGGUUCGCACUGUAACAGCACAGGGCUCACAGACUACUCCAGCAGUCCCUGCCCGCCUGGUUACUGGUGCAGUGGCUCUGGCCCCCCCAUCUACUGCGCCGCAGGCACCAAGAGGCCACUUCCUGGAGCUGCUACACCCAGACAUUGUGAAACCUGUGCUGGGGGAACCUUCUGCCCGGACCCUCGGGCUACAGGGAAGCCCAAUGUCGAGGGAAUCCCUUGCAGGGCCUCUUAUCAAUGUCCCAUGGGUGCAGUCUCAGAGAGGCUGUGCAGAGCUGGCUCAUACUGUGGACCUCAGACUGCUGAGCCUCAAGUUUGUCCUGAAGGUUAUUUUUGUCCUGAGGGAUCCCACUCCUUCAAUACCCCCAAACAGCUCUGUCCUUUUCCACACUACUGCCCAGCCAACAGCUCUGCCAUCAAGUCCUGCGAAGGGGGCUCCAUGCCUGUCAACAGCAGUGGGCUCAGAGGAUCCAAAAGCAGCUGCUGUAGUGUGUGCGAGGGAGGCACUUACCGUCCUGAUCUCUCCCCAGUCCCACAAUGCCUUCCGUGUCCACCAGGAUACUUUUGUCCCCCAGGUAGUGACCACUACAAAAGAAACCCUUGCCCGUUUGGGUCCGUCUGUCCCAUGGGAUCCACUCAACCGAUACCCUGCCCCCCUGGCUCCUUUGGUAACCUCACUCAUGCUGAGAAAUUGGUUGACUGUUACCCAUGUCCCGCUGGCACCUUCAGCCACCUGCCUGCCCAGAGGGCCUGUUUUCCCUGUGGAAGCUCCUCUACCUCACCUGCCGGUUCCUCUUCUUGUACCUGUAUUGGUAAGAACCGUGCCUUCCAGCACUCUGAUGGCUCAUGUGUGUGUAGAACUGGCUUUAUCUUCUACAAUGAACUGGAUUUGAAAAGCUCCACCUCUGACAGUGAAUCGGACUGCCAGCCUGAGUUGAGCAGGCGUUGUGCCACAGGACAGGUACGCCUGGCAGCAUCCAGAGAGUGUGUGCCACCUUCCCUCCACUCCUGUAAUAUCGCCUGCGGACCACAUGGAGGAACUCUGGAUUUGGAGAUGGGAAUCUGCCAUUGUGAGCGAUAUGUGUCGGCUGAGGAACUUUGCAAUACCUCCUGCCUCUCCCGCCUGCCUCAGCUCUCUGCCCGGCUCUCACCAGACGGACACCUGCUGCUCAGCUUGAAAGAAAGAAACAGCAUUGUCUGGGCACGGACUGUAAUGGAUGUUUUAGGACCAGAUAUCCAUGCAAAGAACUUUGGGAAAAUCCAUUUGGUCCAAUUUGACUCUGAAGGAGUAUUUGGUUGGAUUCCCACGCAGACACGGCUCAUCAAUCCGUUUCUAUCAGAACCAACAGAACUCCUGAAUACAAGACCCAGAAAGAGGAGAGACACAGGUGAUGAUGAUGAUGGUGGUGGUGAUGAUGAUGAUGAUGAUGACCCGGCUGUUCUUCCUCGAAUCCCCAACCCCAUUGCUUGUUUAUCCUCCGGUGACAUGCUCAUUUUCCAUCUCACCAUCAACCACACUGACCGCCAUUUGAGUCACUUCCCAGUGUAUCAAAAAGACCACCUGUUUAAUAGUAACCCCAGCUGGGACUUUGGUGCCUUCAGACAUUUGCAGAUGCUCAUGAAACAGACAAACUUUAACUCCACAAGGUUUGCCCACGUCUUUCCAGAAACAGGCAAGUAUGUGUUUGUGGACAGUGCUGUCCCAGAGUGGAGUAUGGUGGUGGUGGUCAGUGAGGAGGGGACAGAGUGCGAUCCCAGGGCAUCAGUGUUUCAGCCAAUGUCCCCGGCACAUUUGGUCAGAUACGGGAUUGUCAAGCAGCACAGACUCAACCUUCUGCCGGACUGGGAAUUGAUAGCUGGGGUCCUGAGUCUGCUGCUGGUUGUGGUUGUAGUUCUGACUACCACAAUGCUGGUCCUGCGACCCAGCAAAGCAAGGCUCGUCUCGCAGUGGAGGAUGAAGCCAAAGUGGCGCAGUCUCGGGGAGCCCUUCUGUCCAGUGGAGUGUGUUUGCAAUGGAGACAGCAUGGCGGUCCCGAGCAUGGGGUGCGUCCUAGGCAGUCGGGGUGUAGGAGAAGGUGCAGAGGCUGAGGAACCUGCUGUUUCAAAGGGAGGAAGUCUAUCUGGGCUCUGUGAUUUAGAGGAGUUCAAUGUGAAAACUCUGUACGACAAACUGGAGGAUCAGAACCUCCACAUAGCCUCACAGCUGGCUCGACACCGCAAAGACACGCAGGAGUUCUACAGAAACAUUUGUCAACAGACUGAAACACUCAAGAAUGUCUUUGAUAAUAUGGAUCAUAAAAAACUGAGUCUCCUCAAAGAGCUUCUUGCCCAUAAUGCAAUGAGGGAUAAACUUUCUGACAGCGGAGUGGGAGAGAGAGAUGCACAAGCUGAGGCCUCUGUAGCAUUACUGGGAACUGUCCUCAGGUCUGUGGAAGCUCUGUUGUGUAGGCUGACAGGAGAAGCUUGGCAGAACCAGGAUUUGACUGGCCUCCCAUACUGUCAUACUGGUCCUCAUGAUGCCAGGGACUGUGAGCCACAUGCUGGAUACACACAACGCGGCGACAUCAACAUGUGUUACACACAGUUUUCAUCGAUGAAUAUGACCAAAGUGGAAGCUCUUGCCCGUGAGCCAGUCCAUCUACAGAGUGCAGCCCCUUGUCUAAGUGACCAUGAUCUAUCCAAGCUGGUCAGCAUAUCUCCUCUUUUCAAGACCCUGCAUGAGAUCCAGCAGUCAUUACAAAGUCUCUCCACAGCUGAGCCUAGUCAGCGUCUCCACAAUGCUUCAGAGCGUUCUGUCCAGGAAAACCAUGAUGGGCAACUCAUCCCAACUGCACUGGACGACCUCUCACCUCCACACGCUGCUGUUUUCCUUUUCGGUUGCCAGGUGGUGCAGCUACUUGAAAAACGCCCCCUGUUCCCCUCCGUGCUUUUGCUAGUGGCCAAGUCAAUCCCUGUUUCUCCAUCCUCCUCUGAUGAGGCCAUGCUGGCCCAUUGCUCGGGGGACUUCCAUUUUGACGCGACCAAUCAAAUCCUUUAUCUGUCCGAGGCAAAGCUUCAGCACGUGGGGCAUUUUAUCGCCAUCGUCCUGCAGUCCAUGGCCCACAUAGCGUCAGGUCCCAAACCCCAGGGCUUUAUGCGAGCUCUCCAUGAGGCCGUUUCAGCUCUUAGCCUUCAGCUGUUCAAUUUCUCUUUCAAAUGGAGCACAGCAGAGUCAAAAUCCAAUGCUUCAGCGGGGCAGCAUGGUGAAUUGGUUAAAGAAUUUCUCAACACCAGAGUUCCCACUGAGGCACAUUUCACUGAGCACCUGUUAGCUAGCAGACUUGAGAAAUACAAGUAUUUCAAGCUGGAGCAGCUCGUCUCUGACCUCCGGUCAGCCGAGGACACAGGCACAGGUUUGCCACCAAAAGGGACACCGACACAGAUAUCCUGUGUAGAGGAAGAAAUCGACCGCCUGAACGAGUCUUUCUUGCAGCUCAGCAUGCAGCUUCAGAAGAGAGCCCAGAUGAGCAGCUGGCACAAGGAGAGAGAGAGGAGUGCUGGGAACCAUUCUGCGCGGGCUAUGUCGACAAGCAACAAGCCAAGCCUGAGUUGUAAUGGAACAGUGCUGCUGGACCUGAAGAGGCGCUAUGUAUUACAGCGUCUUCGUGAGCUCCAAAUCAUAUUAAGCCACACCAGACAGUGCCAGCGGCAUGGCAGCGAGUCAAAAGAUGGGACGGGAGGCCGUAAACACACAGACAGCAGCAGCAUUCAGCAGGGACAGAGGGAGCAUUACUCUACCGCUGACGGCUGCUGCCCCACUGUCGGCCGGCAGCAGGACGGUAUGCCAGCAGGCCAAAGUCGCCGCCAACAAACCGUACUGAGCGAAGUUCUUGGGAACCAUAAACUUGAGGGUCAUAUAUCUGACCAGCAGUGGAGUGACUCUGUCCAGAGCAACAAGCCUGAGACACGACUGGACUGCCAGAUGCCGGCGAGCCAAGGUCAGCUGCAUUUAAAUGUGCCAGGAAUACCAGAACCUAACGGUCAGAUCACAAUAGAAAAUACAACUGCACAUACAGAUACUGACAACAUGUGGGCCCCUGUCGAUCGGAAACUGGAUCUGAAUAUGGAUAAAUGCUAACAAAACAUUGUUGUUCAUGCGGUUCUCUGACCCUUAUUUUUCAUUGUCCUUUUGUGCUGCUUCGUGUCUACAACACAAAAGCUCAAUUAUCUUUGUACUCUAUAAUAUUCUGUUUUGUUUUUAAUUCGGGAAAUGAUCCGAGCUGUGUUCUUUUUUUAAUUAUCUGUGAUCCCAGACAGAAAUUAUUUCCGGCAACAUGCGGUGGCGUGACACAGUCUGUCAUCUUGUCCAAGCGGUUCCUCAGUCAGGAGUUAAUUCCAGCCUUGAAGACGGGCUCUCUGUUCAUUACCAUAUUCUAAUUAAGACGAUAAACUUCAGCCGACUGAACACAAGGUGCACGCGUCUGUGUUGCUUCCUGCUCACAACUCCCUCUCCGUUGUGUCGAGGUGACGUCCCACAAGUCGUCAUGAGUAUUUGAUAUUAAACAACAGUUAUUAUGUCA
Messenger RNA from Scophthalmus maximus (turbot), 16849 nucleotides. RefSeq lists its product as uncharacterized. NCBI's taxonomy places the organism in Eukaryota, Metazoa, Chordata, Actinopteri, Pleuronectiformes, Scophthalmidae. Bases 706 to 16407 code for a protein of 5233 amino acids. The transcript has 104 exons. The record is from RefSeq and is a predicted model, not a curated record. Gene Ontology annotation, molecular function: protein binding.